CACACACGCUUCUCACUCACUCACUCCCACAGUUAUAUCGCUCUGAUAAGUUGUGCAGGCUGGUAUGCUCUCCUCAUAUAAUGUGCUGGAGUAUAUUGGUGAUAUACUACAUUAUCCUGCACUAAGAACUUGCCUGAGUAUACUGACCUGAUAUGCCGUGUCUGUAUACUGAAUACAUAGUUAAUGGUGAUAUACUGACCCAAUAUAUACUGUGCUUUUAUACUAAUCCGAUAUACUGUGCAAUUAUACUGAGCCGAUAUACUGUGCAAUUAUACUGAGCCGAUAUACUGUGCAAUUAUACUGAGCCAAUAUUUCCAGCUAGAAAACUGACUUAGUAUACUGAGGCGAAGAAAGUAUACUAUUAUGAAAAUGUAACUGAGAGGGUGAGGAUCAGGUGAGUUUGUACCUGGACAGUGAAGCAGAGGCGGACACCUGGGCUACAAUGCUUAAGAUCACCACCGUCAAGCGUUCACUGCAACUGGAGGGCCUCAACCUGGAGUGUGGUGCUGCAGAUUACCCCUCCCCUGGGGCUGAGGGGGAUGUGUGUCGGGGGGACUCCUGCCACGGCGACACCUUCCAGGAGGACGAAGUGGACGAGGAUGAGCUCACUAGGGAAGCUCUCGACACUUUAAUUGGAUUUCUUCACCCGUCUUAUUGUGAGGAGGAGGACACAGCCAGCGGGGACUCGUGUGAGACGGAAAGCCAGGAGGAGGAGGAUGGCGGCAGUGGGCGGUGCGGGGUGACCCAGGACGCCCCGGGAGGCGGAAGUGUUCGUUUUCGCCAUCCGCGUCGCCUCUCUCACACUAACGCCCGUGACGACUCUGGCAGGAGAGAACUGCUCCAGCAGAUGUUGGCCACCAAGUCUCUCCUGGAGAAGAAACAGAAGAACCGACGAUCAGGGGCAGGGGCGUGGGUCCUGACGGCGGGGGAGGUGGUGAACGAGUACAAUAGGGCACAGCACGAGGCACAGCAGUCUGCCCUAAGGAAGGCCGUCAUCCUCAGACAACGUAAGAACUCAACGGCCAUCAAGAUGGCGACGCUGGAGAGACAACAGUCAUCCAAGAAGACCCGGGAGGCAGACGUGAGUGUACAACUGGAGGCGUUAAGGAAUCGUCUCUCCUCUCUGGACACCCAACUGAAGGAGAGCGAGCAAGACACUGAGAGGAUGCUGCAGGAUCUCGAACAAAGACGAAACCAAGAACUUCACCUCAUUAAAGAUUUGGGAGGCGUGGACGACGGCCUUGGAGGGGAGCUAGGGGGCGUGUCUAGAGGCUGCGGCAGUGAGGAGGGCACCUUGGUGAAGGGUUCUCAUGGAGGAUCACUAAUGGGCUCUCUUCCCUCUAUCCCUUCCAUUGUUGUCUCCCCCAGCGAAAGAAAGGCGCCAGAGAAAAUUUUCGGAAUUAAGGUGGGUAACAGGGAGGGUCGACUGAAGGCUCGUAACCCACUCCAUUUCCUGGACCUGAAGCUUAGAGUGUCACGGCGCCACAAGAGCACAGAAUGUCUCACCACCACCACCACCCUCCCUCACACACCCAACAGAUCUCACAGCAGUACACCAGCCAACGGGUCAUGUAGCGAUAACAGCAGUGACGACGAAUUGGAUCACCAUCACCGCCAGCACCACAACCAUCAUCACCACCAUCACCAUCGACCACCAGCCAUCCGGACAGAGAUUCGUAAGGAGGCGCUGCAGGAGAUCGAAACCUUCAAGCAACUGAUCGAACGUUAUUUUACUUUACAUCCUCGUCAUGACAGCAUUACAGCCCACGCCCACGAGAUUAUCCUGUAGCAGUCACGGGAGGAUGAGGAGCUUCUGCAGUAGUUCUAGGGUCCUCUUGAAAUGACUAAGGGUAGGAAUAUUGUGGUAGCCUUAGGACACAACUGAAGUAGCCCCUAGGAUACACCUGUAGUAGCCCUGGGAUACACCUGUAAUAGCCCCUGGGAUACACCUGUAAUAGACUCUGGGAUACACCUGUAGUAGCCCUUGGACACCUGUAAUAGCCCUAGGAUACACCUGUAUUAGUCUGAGGACACACCUGUAGUAGCCCUUGGACACCUUUAAUAACCCUAGGACACACCUGUAUUAGUCUUAGAACACACCUGCAGUAGCCCCGAGAACGUCCUGCCAGAGACUAGUAUGGUAUAAAUUUCCUGCAGCUAGUAUAGGAGAAAAACUUCCUGACGAAGGCCUGGGGAUAGGGUACCAGCACUUCAGGGAGUUCCUCUAACACGACGGUGCAUAACACUCCAAACAUACAUACAUUAAGGUGUGUGAGGUGGCUGACUAUUAACUAGGAAUGUUGAUUGUAAAUUUAUAUAAAGAAUUAAAGGAGAGGUUGAAAGGUAAAUAUAUGGAGAGAGAGAGAGAGAGAGAGAGAGAGAGAGAGAGAGAGAGAGAGAGAGAGAGAGAGAGA
Molecule: messenger RNA, 2414 nt
Organism: Homarus americanus (American lobster)
Lineage: Eukaryota; Metazoa; Arthropoda; Malacostraca; Decapoda; Nephropidae
Exons: 9
Coding region: 443-1789 (448 amino acids)
Source: RefSeq, a predicted model, not a curated record